AUGAGUCGAGUCUCUCUACUCCUCAUUCCUCGCGACAACGACCUACCCCGCGUGGUAGGCGACUUUACACCCCUCAACCGUGUCUCAAUUCCACUCUCCUACGACACGCCUAACACGGAGGAUAUGUUCCACACAGCCUCCCGCCACCGUGUUUUCUCCAAAGUGGAUAUCAAGGAUGCGUUCCACCACCUCAUCCUUGACGAAACAAGCAGACACCUCACCGCCUUCGCGACGCCGGACGGAGAUUUCCAAUACUGCCGUCUACCGCAAGGGUGGUGCAACUCACCUGCCUACUGGCAGAGGUUUAUCACCUUCGUUCUCCGAGGCCUUCUCGGCCUAAGCUGCUUUGCAUUCGCGGAUGAUAUCAUCAUCUACGGCAUGACCGAUAAGGAAUUAUUUGUCCGCGAGCGGCAAGUUCUAAAACGCCUGAACAGUGCAGGUCUUGUUCUGAACUAUAAAAAAUGCCUAUGGCACAAGCCAUCAGUCCCUUACUUGGGUACCCGCCUAGGGCACGGGACGAUUUCCCCCAUCGUCCCCACUGCAACGCUGGAAAACUGGCCAAUUCCUCGGCAUAAGAAACAACUACAGGAAUUCCUCGGCACAGUCAACGCCUUCCGGCCUUACAUUCCCAACCUGUCAGCACUAGUGGCCGACAUUACCCCACUCACUGGGAAUGCCCCCUGGAGGUGGAAUGCAACCACCACCUUAUCCUUUCAAAGGAUACGAGACGCCUGCCUGCGCGCCAUGACCAUACAUACACAUACCCCGGGCGCACGGCUGGAACUCAUCCUCGACGCGAGUCUUAAGGGACUCGGCGCAAUAUUGAAAGAGAACGGACGAGUCACCGCGAUAAUAUCCCGCAAACUCUCUGCGGCGGAGCGCAAUUACGACACUUGCGAACGCGAGUUGUUGGCCUCAGUUUGGAGCACCCAGCGUGGAAUCCCUGCGGCCCAGUGUGACGCACCGCAGGCGGAAUAG
Messenger RNA from Cordyceps fumosorosea ARSEF 2679, 978 nucleotides. Its product is annotated as reverse transcriptase. The record is from RefSeq and is a predicted model, not a curated record. The transcript is spliced from 2 exons. The coding region runs from base 1 to 978 and encodes 325 amino acids. NCBI's taxonomy places the organism in Eukaryota, Fungi, Ascomycota, Sordariomycetes, Hypocreales, Cordycipitaceae.